Messenger RNA from Diospyros lotus (date-plum), 1254 nucleotides. RefSeq names its product photosystem I assembly factor PSA3, chloroplastic. The coding region runs from base 1 to 1050 and encodes 349 amino acids. The record is from RefSeq and is a predicted model, not a curated record. The transcript is spliced from 4 exons. Lineage: Eukaryota; Viridiplantae; Streptophyta; Magnoliopsida; Ericales; Ebenaceae. Gene Ontology annotation, biological process: photosystem I assembly.
AUGGCAUGUGUGCACAUGGAUCUGACAUACACGUGGGCCUGGGCCGAAAUUUUUUUGAAUUCCCACCUAAAAUUAAAAAUAUUAAACUAUUUAUUAAAAAAUAUUAUCCCUUACCAAAUAACUCCCAUUAUUUUGAUAGGCGAAUGGGAAAAAACUGAAGCUUUGCAGCUCCCCACCACUAACAAGAGCCAUGGUGGCCGUGCCAUACUCCGCCACAUUAUCUUCCCCCUACGCCACCACCUGCAAACCAUCUCCGCCGUCUCUGCUCUACCUCUACAAAAACGCCGGCGCGGCGGCGGCGGCGGCUCCAAAGUCCCAUCCAGCUCCAAUGGAGGAGUCGUCUCCGUCAGAGCUUACAUGGAGGACUCCAACUCCGUCUCCGGUUUCGCCCGGAAAGUGAUUGGCUCGCUCCCGGUGGUCGGCCUCCUAGCAAGAAUCGUGAGCGACGAAGGCGGCCUCGGCGGCGACAUCAUCGAUUUCGCGGAGUUUCGGAGGAGGGUCGGCAAGAAAUGCUCCAUAAAUGAUUCCAGAGCCUUCUACGAAUUCCAGGACCGCCGUGGCCGGUCAGGGGAUCCACUGUAUGUGUUGCUGUGCUGCUGGUUAGCAGCUGUUGGUGCGGGUCUGCUCAAAUCUGAGGAAAUAUUGGAGGGUGUGGCAAGGCUUCGACUCUCUAAUGACAUCGAAUUUGAAGAGGAGAAUUUUAUUUCGAUGAUGAAUGAAGCAAGAGAGAAGCGAGCAAAGCUGAAGGCCCCUCCCCCUACUGUCCCUAUGGAGAUUAGGGCUGAGAAAGCCCUUGAAGCUAUUCGUGUGUGUUGCCUUGGCAAGGACCCAAUUGAAGAAGAAGAUGAGAGAUUAUUGUGUGUCAUGCUAAAUGCUGUUUUCCCCUCAGUUGGCAAAGCAGAGAUUGCUAGAAUCGUCAAAGACAAGGUAAGGAGAGUAGCAGAAGGGAGUGAAGCCGACCUAGUUCCAGAGCCAAAAAGGCUGUCUAAAGAAGCUGUGCAGCUCCAAAUGAAGGAUCUCCAGUUUCUAAAACAGAAAAGUGAGACUUAAGAAGGCUUCGCCUUUGUUGUGGUGAUGCCAAUGGAAUUUUAGAGAAUGCACAUUAUCUGAAAUUUGUUAAAGACUGAAACAGUAAAGUAGCGGGAGAGAGAGAGAGAGAGAGAGAGAGCCUACCACCAAGUAGCACAGAGGUGAUACUUCCUAGUUACUGUUUCUAAACAAUCUGCAGGUGCUUAAAUCAAUAUCCUUUAUCAA